AUGGCUACACGAGCGGACUCUCCCUCUGAGAACUUCACGCCGUCGGUGACUCAUCGGUCGCCGGAAGAUCAAGAUCUAUUGGAAAGAAGCACGAAGAAAACCAAAAGAGGUCGAGAUUACUUACAAGCUGCGAUGUCAUCGCUGAACGAUAAUCUGGGCCAAGACUCCCCUGCUGUGACGAGGGGAAAUAGACCCGAUUCAAACCAUUGGAGAACGCCAUUGGCAACCCCUAUCCACAUCCCGGAUCGUGCGCCGGUGGUUGAGGUUGAUUCUAAUGAUGAUAUGGAGGAGGAUGGCAGGUCAUUUGAUUAUCCGGUCAUCAAGCGUCUCCAAAGAAUGUGGAAAACUGAAGCGCCUUUUGAACUGAUAGCCCUAAACCACGACUAUUUCCUGGCGAAAUUCGAAUCCCUAACCGAUUACGACGCCAUCAAAUUUGGGGGUCCCUGGAUGGUCCUUGAUCACUAUCUCACAACGCAGCUAUGGAGACCCAAUUUCGACUCAAGAACUGAUAAAUUGGAGAAGCUGUUGGCUUGGAUUAGAUUCCCCUCACUCCCAAUCGAGUAUUUCGAUGACGAUUUCCUCAAAAAGAUAGGCGAUGUGAUAGGGAAGCCGUUGAAAAUCGAUGUCACCUCAAGCACGGCCUCGAAAGGUAAAUUUGCUAGAGUUUGUGUUGAAUUAGAUAUCACUAAGCCACUGUUGUCAAGAUUUGUAUUAAACUGGACUGAAUGGCCAAUUGAAUAUGAGGGUAUACAUCAAAUCUGUUUUAAAUGUGGUAUCUAUGGCCAUCGUAUGGACAUGUGCGGCAAGGAAAAGGUUGGAACUAGCGAGGAUAACGCACAGGCUGAUGGCAGAACUGGUGCACAUACUGAUAAUAAUCUGCAGUCUCUCCCGAAAGAGAAAUAUGGCUCCUGGAUGCUGGUUACUAGAAGGGUGAGGAAGAACCAGUCUAGGAACUCGAAUGCUCCGGGGAGGAACGAUCAUCGACAAGACCCAUUUCCACCAGCCCCUCCACAAGAGAACCUGGCCUCUCAGUCUAGAUUUGGCCCAUUGGAUGGUAUGGAGGAAGAUGAAGGGGUUCACCAGCAACCCAACCACCCCCACCAACCAGAAGCCCAGCAGGCGGACAUUGCCCUGCCUAGGAUUAGGACGAAUUAUCAUGGGGUGAGACACCAUGAGGAACAAAGGAAUCCAGUGGAUAUAGCGAGGAAAGAAACUCCGCAGGCCUCCCAGAACCGGCCCCAACAUAUUACCCAAGAUCCUGGCGCUUCUCGAGGCUUCAGAGGCUCCCAACCAAAUCGUGCAGCGGCAGUAUCCAAACACACUGUAGUCCAGGGUUCUGUUAGAGAUGGUACUAUUGCAUCCUACACUGUCUACCGCCCAAACAAUUCGGAAGUGUUUCCAGGUCCCCCACCACUAGCAGCGUUUGAAAACACUUUCAAGGAAGUCCCACCAGAUAAAUUGAGUGAUCCUCCGCCCUUAGUAGUUCCCCAAGAUGUUACUAUGCAGGUGGUUGAUGGUCGUGAUGACCCAGGUGCGGCCUCUUCCUCCUUUAGGCGCACUCUUAAACUGUUGCUUCGGUUGCAUAAACCUUCAUUGAUAUGCCUUCUUGAACCAAAGGUUUCGGGUGUUCACGCCGAUAAUAUUUGCUCAUCCUUAGCAUUUGAUGAAUGGGUUCAGGAUACUCAUGCUGGUCACUGGCUGCUUUCCAUGGUGUAUGGCAGUCCGGUAUUAUCUCUGAGAAAGAAACUCUUUGCAGAUCUCUCGGGUUCCUUUUUUGAUCCACAGGGCCCGUGGUUAACGGUUGGUGACUUUAACUCGGUGACCUGUCGAAACGAAGUUAGCAACCCGGAGACCUUCACUUCAUCAAGAACUGUCGACUUCAAUGAUUGGAUAUUUAGGGAAGGGCUUAUAGACCUAGGCUUCACGGGGCCUAAAUUCACAUGGAUGCGUGGAGUAGAGUCUACCACCUUUAGAGGAGCCCGGUUGGAUCGCGCCUUGAGCAAUUUAGAUUGGAGAUGUCGCUUCCCAAAUGCAGACGUUAAACACCUCCUGAGAGUGGGUUCGGAUCACUCCCCCCUGUUAAUCAACACCAACCUGUCUAGGCAGAUUAUUAAUGUGGCAAAGUUCAGAUUCAAUAUGGCUUGGCCUUUGCAUCCCAGCUUUCAAACUUGUGUUCGAGCCACUUGGAAUGAAGAUCAUGAUCUAACAAAGAAUAUCUCAGUCAUGGCAGAAUCUCUAACCACCUGGAACAGGGAAACGUUCGGCAAUGUUUUUCAGCGUAAGAAGCACCUUCUAGCAAGACUACAGGGGGUCCAACGUAGCUUGUCCUUGGGAGCUAGGAUAGACCUCAUCAAAUUAGAUCGCCGGCUUCGUAAAGAACUCGACGAGACCCUCUAUCAAGAGGAACUUAUUUGGUUCCAGAGAUCCUGUGAAGAGUGGAUUACAUCCGGGGAUUGCAACACCCGCUUCUACCACAUUGCCACGACAGUCAAAACCAACCAGACAAAGGUGAAUUGUCUAAGGGAUGAGGGAGGUAACUACCUUACAGAUGAUUUUACGAUUAGGCAGCACACAAGGGACUACUUCCGGACUUUGUUCUCUAUGGACCCAACCUGCUCUGCCCAUUCUCUGAAAAAUGGUUUUUUUCCGACAAUAUGUGCUGAAGAUUGGGCAGAAAUCAACGUUCCAGUAAGCAUGGAUGAAAUAAAAAGGGCAUUGUUCGACAUGUCACCUUGCAAAGCCCCGGGACCUGAUGGAAUUACAGCUGGUUUUUUUUCAGAAAUCUUGGGAAAUCGUUCGUGGCAGCCUUCUAAAAUUUGCUAA
This is a messenger RNA of Ipomoea nil (Japanese morning glory), 2823 nucleotides long. RefSeq lists its product as uncharacterized. The record is from RefSeq and is a predicted model, not a curated record. Lineage: Eukaryota; Viridiplantae; Streptophyta; Magnoliopsida; Solanales; Convolvulaceae. The coding region runs from base 1 to 2823 and encodes 940 amino acids. The transcript has 4 exons.